CUUCCCAUCCUUUUGGCGUUUAAUUUUGUUUCCUCGUAGAGUACGUAGACUAAUUGAGCUACGAGGAAUGUUGGAAUAGUCUUUAGCUCUGAGAGAAAUGCGCAGGUCGAAAUUUGUCACCUACGCAGUACAUGCGCGCCGGGAUAACGUACGCAGUCAAUGCAGGACGCGUUGUCGCUGCUGUAAACAAUUGUAUUUCUGGAGAAUUGUGUCUACCCAAUCCCAGCUCCGAUCGAAAUUCUCCGCGACCUUUUCUUGGCGUUAAGAAAGCGUCCAGCCGAAGGUCUUGCGAACGAAAUGAUUGACGGAAAACAAAGUAAAAAUCUAGAAAAUCUGAUCUCGCUGCUCCAUGAAACUCGAGUAUCAGAAUUAGGCUCCCGGCGGUCGUCCGGGCGGGCGUUCAAGGUCACCCGGUGGACAAAACGGUCCCCGCGCCAUUUUCUUGCAUCCGCCGCUGGGGUCGAGCAAGAUCGACAGAGCUCCGAAGACGGUGAGUGGAUCAAUGCGCGCCUACAUUCCUUCGUUGCGCUGCGACGAGUGCCGUAGUGCCCAGCUCCCUCGAGGCCCUGGCAAGCUCGAAUGAUCGAGCGGAGUUCGAAGCCCAUGCAGCUCGUCGCGCAGUCCGAGCACGGGGUUUGUUGAGGUAAGCUUGAAUCGAAAUUGUCGAGUCGAGUUUCAUGUCAUCGGGCGAGAUGGACUCGGAGGGAGACGCUGUUUCGUCUUCCGAGGACACCGAAGGAUCAGUCGUCGUUGAUUUGCCGUUCGCAUUUCAAACGACGGCUCCGCCGACUUCCCGAGGAGAUCGCAUCCAGAGCAGGAGCAAGCGCAACUGCUGGCUGCCGUUCCCGCCUGGACCACUGAGCCCGCCCAAUGGGGAAAGAAGCUUUCAGCUGAAAAAUUCGAAGGUCGCGGUGGACCCAUCGCCGGACAGGGUCCGAACGUACGAGAUUUUCGUCAAGAAUUUGUUCUACAAGUUACCGCCUCGCAGACAAUCGAAGUUCGAGGGCGUGAGGGAUUUCAUCCAGAGAUUGAGAUGCGGCCCCCCGAAGGAAGACGCGCCGCCUAAGGAUAAACUCGAUCGCUAUAUUUUGAGGAAUAUAAACUUUGAGGCGAAGCCCGGCGAGCUUCUGGCUGUGGCAGGUCCCAGCGGUGCCGGGAAGUCGACUUUGCUCGAGGUGUUGGCGGGCCGUGUGAAACCCACGAGUCCGCCGGGAUGCAUCCUCGUCAACAAUCAAGUGGUGAAUGUGCACCAAUUCCAACGAGUUUCGGGCUAUGUCAUGCAAGACGACGCCCUCUUCCCCUGCCUGACGGUAAUGGAAACUCUUCUCUUCAGCGCGAGGCUGAGGCUCCCGGCGACGAUGCCGUAUGCGGAAAAGCUUGCCCGAGUCAAGACCAUCAUGGCCGAGCUGGGGCUGGACCAUGCAGCGAACACGAGAAUCGGCGACGAGCUAAAUCGAGGAGUCUCGGGCGGAGAGAGGCGGCGGGUGUCCAUCGGGGUGGACCUCAUUCACAAUCCCGCCGUGCUCUUCCUCGACGAGCCGACCUCGGGGCUCGACAGUGCAGCGGCCGUGAACAUCGUGGAGAUGCUCAGACUCAUGGCGGAGUCCCACAGCCGCACCGUCAUUCUCAGCAUCCACCAGCCGAGCGUUCGCCUUCUUCAGCUCAUGCACUCCGUUCUCCUCCUCGCCGACGGGAUGGUGGUGCACCACGGAUCGCUGGAGCUUCUGGCCGUGCGGCUCGAAGCUCAGGGCCACGAGAUUCCACCCCAAGUCAAUGUUCUGGAAUACGCCAUGGAUGCCAUCAAUUCCAAGGAGGCCGACGCCAUCAAAGCCCAGCACGCCACGGGCGUCAAUCUGCCCAAACUGAAAGACUUCUUGAAUGGCAACGACGAGAGCUCGGUACAAGCCUGGGACGAUCUGGAAUACCAGGAGUAUCUGAAGCGCGCCUGGGGAUCGGAAGACGACUGCGGGCCGGAGAAGGUCACGUAUGCCAACUCCAGCUAUCAGGAGGUGGUGGUUCUGGCGCAGCGGUUCUUCAAAAAUAUUCUUCGCCCCAAGGAGCUCUUCACAGCGCGGGCCGUGCAGGCUCUGUGCGCCGGCGUGUGCCUGGGGACGAUUUUUCUCAAAGUGGAGAAAGAUAAAGCAGGAGCUUCAGAACGAUUGGGAUUUCUCGCCUUCACUCUGACCUUCUUCCUGUCCGGCACCACGGAGGGGCUGCCGAUUUUCCUGCAAGAACGACACAUUCUCAUGCGGGAGACCUCCCGGGGGGCGUACAGAGUUUCGUCGUACGUGCUGUCUAAUCAGAUCAUUUUUGCUCCAUUCUUGCUCGCGAUGGGACUCAUGUACAGCAUUCCGGCUUAUUGGCUGGUUUAUCUUUACCCGACGGCCACGGCGUUCCUCUUCUUCUGCCUGGUUAUGUGGCUCGUUCUACUCAUGGCGAAUGCCUUCGUCUCGUUCUUCGCGGCCAUAUCGCCGAACUUUAUCAUGGGAAACUCCCUCAUUGGCGCGUGCAUGGGAGCGUUUUUCCUCUUCUCUGGAUUCUUCAUCGCGAAGGACAAGAUUCCCGAUUACUGGAUUUGGAUGCAUUACAUUUCGCUGUUCAAAUAUCCAUUCGAUGCUCUUCUCAUCAACGAGUACGAGAACCAGUUGGACACCUGUUUUGUGCCGGUCGACCCCACGACAGGGUUUUGCGCGUGGACCGGGAAGCAGGUGCUGAGAGACGCUGGUGUGGACCACAUGCAAAAAUGGAUGGACGUGGGGAUAAUGAUCGGCUUCGUCCUAGCUUACCGAGUGCUGUCCUACUUCUUCGUCGCUUGGAGACUCUCUCGUCGCCGGCGAUGAUCGAACCGACCGUGCACCAACGGCGACCAUUCUUUGCUUAGUUAGUCGAUACAGUAGUUGUUCUAGAGCGGGGUGGAAGAGGCGUAGCACGGCUUAUCUCGCCUUCUCUCCUGAUUAAAACGAUUCAUUUCUCUAGUGCGAGGAUGUAGAUUAACAUAAGGCACGAACAGUUGACAGCAGCAGGCCUCUGAUAGGGAAAUAACGAGAAUAAACGCGAAUAAUUACAGUCCGGCGACCCAGCUACAAAUCUUAUCAACCUGUGGACGAAACACGCCAUUAAAUACUUGACAGAUUGUAAAAUAGGAUAAUACCUCGCCGGUCGGGUUGUUCCCCAGUAGAUUCACAACUAGUGCUGCUCGUACGACGCUGAGGAAGACGAAUGUGCAAUAGAUUAAAAGAUCUCUUCACUGAUAGAGGAUUACGAAGAACAAAGCUUCCUGAAUAUUUCAAAACGUUGAUAUGCUCAUUGUAUUGCUUUCCCUACAGCGAAAUAAACAAAGAAGGGAACCUUCU
Molecule: messenger RNA, 3353 nt
Organism: Marchantia polymorpha subsp. ruderalis
Lineage: Eukaryota; Viridiplantae; Streptophyta; Marchantiopsida; Marchantiales; Marchantiaceae
Source: the annotation of a GenBank genome assembly